AAGCGGAGCUGUGCAUUUAAGUCACGUGUAUUACAGGGUGAAGUUUAGCCCCAGGCUAUCCAGUCGCCUCUAUUGGGACGAAAACUGCUCUAUAUAUACACAAAGUGGCUUAGGGUAGGAAGAUGCUGGCACCAUAGCAACGGCCCUGUGCUCACAAAUCUGUAAUUUAAUGACAGCAGGGGGCAGGUAACCCGCUUUAACACCCCAAAUUUCGCUGAUCUGGCUGUAAUUUCAGUCAAUGUUCGUGCGUUUCUUAAAUUAUAUUGGAAAUACUCUAUUGAAAGUGUCACAUAUCUGGCGUAGAGAAUAGUUUUCCAGCAUUCGUUGAUGUCUCUUCCUAUGGCAAAGCCUUGCUGGGAGUUGUAGUUCAAGUGCAGCUGGAGAAUUUGCAGGCUUUAAUCCUGUGCAACAAGCUGAGUGUGAAUUGCUGCCACCUGAUUGGCUCUUGGAAACAAGCCAGAGGCAUGUCUCACAAGGGUAAGCAAUCCAAACCCAAAGAUGGAGAAUCCGGAAGUGAAAAAUCAGACGGAAGCCAGAAAAAAGGAAUGGGGAUUGAUGCAAAAACAAAGACGCAGACAAUAACAAAGAGCCCAGGAAAAAGGAAGAUUCCGGGGAAAGUAUUAUCAGAUAGCAGUGGAGACAGCUCUGGCGUGGAUGCUAAAAAGAAGAAAACCAUGGUGGAGCAGAAGGGGGAAAAGGAUGUCAGAGAAGCUGUUAAGAUAUCCCGUAUGGCAGCAGCCCCCUCUGUAUCUGAAUUUAAAUUUAACAAGAAAAGGGCUCGGUUGCUAUCCACCGAAGCGGAUCUUAAAGAAGAUGCUCAAGGGAUAGUGUACUGGAUGUCACGGGACCAGAGAGUUCAAGACAACUGGGCCUUUCUCUAUGCUCAGCGUCUGGCUCUCAAGCAGAAGCUUCCAUUACAUGUUACAUUUUGCCUGGUUCCUAAAUUCUUGGAUGCCACAAUCCGUCAUUAUGGCUUCAUGCUGAAAGGUCUGCAGGAAGUUGCUGAGGAGUGCAAAGAACUAAACAUCCCUUUUCACCUUCUUAUUGGAUAUGCAAAAGACAUUCUGCCAAACUUUGUUAAGGAUCAUGCCAUUGGGGGAGUUGUGACUGAUUUCUCUCCGUUGCGUGUCCCCUUGCAGUGGGUGGAGGAUGUUGGCAAGUGUCUACCUGAGGAUGUACCACUUGUGCAGGUGGAUGCCCAUAACAUUGUUCCUUGUUGGGUAGCAUCCAUUAAGCAAGAAUAUGGAGCUCGAACUAUUCGGAGAAAAGUACACGACCAGCUAUCACAGUUUCUUACUGAGUUCCCUCCUGUUAUAAAACAUCCAUAUGAGCCCAAAUUUGAAGCAGAGACUGUCGACUGGGAUAAAUGUUACAAAAGCCUUGAAGUGGAUCGGACCGUUGGAGAAGUGGAAUGGGCAAAGCCUGGAACAAAUGCCGGAUUUAAUGUAUUGCAGUCCUUUAUCUCGGAGCGUCUCAAGCAUUUUAAUUCAGACAGAAAUAAUCCAAACCAAAAUGCUCUCAGCAACUUGUCUCCAUGGUUUCACUUUGGACAGCUGUCAGUCCAGCGGGCAAUUCUUGAAGUUCAGAAAUAUCGCAGUAAGUUCAAGGAAUCUGUAGAUAGUUUUGUGGAAGAAGCUGUGGUGAGACGGGAGCUGGCGGACAACUUUUGCUUCUAUAACAAGAAUUAUGACAAAAUUGAAGGUGCUUAUGACUGGGCAAAAAAUACUUUAAAGGAUCAUGCAAAGGACAAGAGGACUCACCUGUACACUUUGGAAAAACUAGAGGCUGGCAAGACUCAUGAUCCUUUGUGGAAUGCUGCCCAGCUCCAGAUGGUGCAUGAAGGGAAAAUGCAUGGAUUCCUGAGGAUGUACUGGGCCAAAAAGAUCCUAGAGUGGACAAGUUCUCCAGAGGAGGCACUUCAUUUUUCCCUUUACCUCAAUGACCGCUAUGAGUUGGAUGGAAGGGACCCUAAUGGAUAUGUAGGCUGCAUGUGGUCAAUCUGUGGGAUCCAUGACCAGGGCUGGGCUGAGCGGGCAGUGUUUGGGAAGAUUCGCUACAUGAACUACCAGGGGUGUAAGAGAAAAUUUGACGUGGCACAGUUUGAGCGGCGCUAUCACCCAAAGAAGUUCAGCCAAUAACAGAUGGACGGACUGUGGAAAAUCCUUUCAAGGUGUUGCAAGACUUCUUUUGGGCUCUCAGGGAGAGAUUAUGGAUGAGUGCUUCAGAAUGUUGAGGCAAUAGUUAAUCUGUUACACCAUGGCGGCUACCCAUGUCAUGCUUGUCAUACUCUUGUAGUCAUUUCAUUUUUCUACGUUUCUUUGUAUUGGAAAUUGUUGCACGUGUUAAUGCUGUGUGGUCCCUAUAUGGAGAAGUCAGAAGGGGAAUUUUCCAUCAGGUAACUGCAACAUUCCAUCCUCAGCAGUGGAAAUAAAUAGCUGUUCUGCCGGUCACUUUUUACAACUUCUUAAAUGUUGUUGUUUUCUACAAAAUUACAGGGAAACUGUACUUGCAAAACAGCAUUUUUAUUACCAUAGCAGUUCAGCGAGAGAUCUCUGCUGCCAAUGCAACCAAUCAGAUGUUUGCCUUCAUUUUCUAACUUGUAGUCGCUGAUUAGUUGCAAUUGGCAACUGCAAUUUUACACCUUUGCUUGUAAAUCAGCACCAUUUUCUUUUUGACAGUUGGCAAUAUAAUUUUUUAGAGAAAACAGUCACUGAACUGCCUGCUGAUAUGAGGUUUUUUUCUAUCCUUCAAUGCCACGAUGCUUCCUACAAAUGUCAGCAGACACCAAAUAUAUAAAACAUGGCAGAAAAUAUAUUGCUUUAAAUUGCAAGAGUAAUGCAUUGUAAUAUGUUAUGUUUGUUGGUUGUUCUUUCCAAGGGAUUUAAACUGGUACUUGGCUUUCAGCUGAAGGUCUUGCUGUAUUGAUAGACUUAGAUUAUAAUAUGUAGACAUUUGACUACUGGCCUUUUGUAAUAAAUCCCUCAGGGAUAGCCUUUGUCUUUAUAUACAUGUCUUUUCAUAAAUACACUUGCAUGUUUUUGUA
Xenopus laevis (African clawed frog) is the source of this 3043-nucleotide messenger RNA. It is a transcript of the gene phr.L, whose product is annotated as CPD photolyase-like L homeolog. Gene Ontology annotation, biological process: DNA repair; UV protection; photoreactive repair. The record is from RefSeq and is a predicted model, not a curated record. The coding region runs from base 465 to 2138 and encodes 557 amino acids. The transcript is spliced from 10 exons. NCBI's taxonomy places the organism in Eukaryota, Metazoa, Chordata, Amphibia, Anura, Pipidae. Gene Ontology annotation, molecular function: deoxyribodipyrimidine photo-lyase activity; DNA photolyase activity.